Molecule: messenger RNA, 891 nt
Organism: Fibroporia radiculosa
Lineage: Eukaryota; Fungi; Basidiomycota; Agaricomycetes; Polyporales; Fibroporiaceae
Exons: 2
Coding region: 1-891 (296 amino acids)
Source: RefSeq, a predicted model, not a curated record
AUGCCCUCUAUUGCGGCCGCGCGAGCCUCCAAUGCAAAAUACUCGCCGUCCUAUGUUCCAGUCGCAAUCUUCGUGGGGGGAACUUCCGGGAUAGGGCGGGCCAUUGCACAGGCAUUUGCGCGCUAUACUCAGGGAAACGCGCAUAUCAUCCUCUGCGGGCGGAAUGAAGCCGCCGCCUCUAGCAUUAUCGCAUCCUUCCCGCGCCCGACAGCACCCGAGGCCAAGCAUGAGUUCGUCCAGUGCGAUGCCACGCUGAUGAAGAAUGUCGCCGCAACGACGUCUGCCUUGCUCAAUCGCCUCCCAAAAGUCAACUUUGUCGUGCUCUCCUCGGGUGUCUUUUCACUCAAAGGUCGGAACGAAACAUCGGAGGGUAUCGACAGGAAGCUCGCACUGAGCUACUACGCCCGGUGGAAGUUUACGUCCGAUCUCAUGUCUCUUUUGCGCGAGGCCAAGGACGCUGGAGAGGACGCAAAGGUUAUGUCUAUCCUCGGACCCGGCAACGGGGGCAACAUUGACCUCGAUGACCUUGGGCUGAAGAAGAAUUAUGGCGUUCUCAGAACCGCUUUGACUACGCCCGCAUACAAUGACCUCAUGUUUGAGGCGUUUGCGGAACGGGAUCCCAGUAUAUCGUUCGUCCAUGUGUACCCCGGCGCCGUGCGCACGCCUAUGCUUGGCACACUUAUGAAGAUAGCCUUUUAUCCAUUGACGAUAUCUCCUGAAGACUGUGCGGAGCACAUGCUGUACGCGCUGUUCAAUGUCGAGGGUGGCGCACACCGGCGAGACAACCGUGGCGACGACAUGGGGAAGAAGAGAUAUUAUGGCUCGGAGGAGGCGCGGAGGCGGCUGUGGGAUCAUACUGUUGAAGAGAUCACCCGUUCCGCGACCACGUAA